AUGCGUUGCGCACUUUCCAAACUGCACAUGCUGCGCUCCUCCGUCCUUGCGCUGUGGAUCACGGCUCUCCAGGGAUUCCGAUCUACGGAUGCUGCCCCUAACCCCUCUCCCGUCCUGGGCUCCAGCUGGGGGAACCCGCGGAGGUACAUCCAUCUUCAGACCACCUCGGACUUAAACAACUUCUACUUGGAGAUCAGCCCGAAUGGACAUGUGCGCAAAACUACAAACCGGGGGUCCUACAGUGUCAUUUUAUUGAAAGCAGAGAGCAGAGACCGUCUGGCAAUAUUUGGAGUGAAAAGUAACCGAUUUUUAUGUAUGGACGCAGGAGGAACUCUUUUCACAUCUACUGUUUGCAGUAAGGAAGACUGUCUUUUUCACCACAAACUUUUGGAAAACCAUCGUGACGUGUAUUACUCCACCAAGCAUGGCAUACUGCUUAACCUGGACGGGGCGAAACAGGUGUUCAUAGCGGGACAGAACCUCCCUCAGUCCUCUCUCUUCUUAUCAGAGAAGAACACUGUUCCACUGGAGCGCCUGCAGCACCGGGAGAGGAGAAACCGACAGGUGAAUCCAUCAGACCCGCUGAACGCGCUCCGGUACGCAGAGGCGUCAGACUCCAGAGCUGCUCAAGAGGACGAUGGGGACUUAGACUUUGAGCCGUCAGAGGGUCAAAACAUCUCGAGGGAAACCCUGGUUUCUCCUUCCGAUGAUGACCCGUGGGAUCUUCUUCACGACACGAGCCCCGGCAGUCCCCGGAUUUCAGCAGUUGUCGGAUAAAGUUACAGAUCCUCCAUGGCGUGACU
This is a messenger RNA of Sinocyclocheilus grahami, 803 nucleotides long. It is a transcript of the gene fgf23, whose product is annotated as fibroblast growth factor 23. Gene Ontology annotation, molecular function: growth factor activity. The transcript is spliced from 3 exons. The coding region runs from base 1 to 777 and encodes 258 amino acids. NCBI's taxonomy places the organism in Eukaryota, Metazoa, Chordata, Actinopteri, Cypriniformes, Cyprinidae. The record is from RefSeq and is a predicted model, not a curated record.